GUUAUGUAUUCCAUUCAAACAUUUAUCUAUUAAAAGCGUACUUUGUACUUUAAUAAUUAAAGUUUUAAUAGUGAAAUACCUCAAUUUAAUAAUAAACAAAUAAAUCAGUUACUUUUUAAUACAACAAUAUGGCUUUAAGAAAUUUAAUUCGGGCUUGCACUCAUGGAUAUGGUAAAAGAUAUUUAAGUAAUGAAGUUAAAUUACUGUCUGUUAGUGUAAACGACAAAACUGGUGUUGCGACAGUAGAAAUGCAACGACCACCUGUUAAUAGCUUAAAUUUGGAUUUGAUUAAUGAAAUAUCGGCUACUUUAACCGAUCUUGAAAAUAACAAUUCGAGAGGAUUAAUUUUAACAUCAAAGAAAGAUGGUGUAUUCAGCGCUGGCUUAGAUAUAUUAGAAAUGUAUAAACCAGAACAAGAACGAUUAAAAGCUUUUUGGAUUUCUCUUCAAGACACGUGGUUAAAACUAUAUGGAAGUUCUUAUCCGACAGUAGCUUUAAUUAACGGCCAUUCACCAGCUGGCGGGUGUCUUCUAUCGCUGUGUUGUGAAUAUAGAAUCAUGCUCAAGAAUUACACAAUCGGAUUGAACGAAACACAGCUCGGUAUUGUAGCUCCCAAGUGGUUCAUAAGAUCAAUGGUUAAUGUAAUUGGUUUACGUCAAGCUGAAUUAGGUCUUACGCAAGGUUAUAUGUUUAGUACUGAUGAAGCUUUGAAAAUCGGUAUGAUAGAUGUAAUCGUCGAUAAUAAGGAGGGUGGUUUAAUUGAAGCAGAUGCUUACUUACAAAGAUUUGCGAAAAUCCUCCCUGGUCCUAGGUCACUUACAAAAACUUAUAUCAGGGAGGAAUCGAUUAAAUUCAUGGAAGAUAUUCGUGAAGAUGAUUUAGAAAGGUUUUUAUUGUACACUAAUCAGCCUGCAGUUCAAGCUGGACUUGGGAAAUAUAUUGAGAGUUUGAAGAAGAGAUCGUCGAAAAAUUGAAGAUAAUUUUGAUCAAAAUAUAUUGAAAACUGUGUAUUUUGCAUAUAUUACUUUGUGUUGGAAUUUUAUAUUUAAUAAAUAAUUUGAUACUAA
This is a messenger RNA of Diorhabda carinulata, 1067 nucleotides long. RefSeq names its product enoyl-CoA delta isomerase 1, mitochondrial-like. Lineage: Eukaryota; Metazoa; Arthropoda; Insecta; Coleoptera; Chrysomelidae. Gene Ontology annotation, cellular component: mitochondrion. Gene Ontology annotation, biological process: fatty acid beta-oxidation. The record is from RefSeq and is a predicted model, not a curated record. The coding region runs from base 129 to 974 and encodes 281 amino acids. Gene Ontology annotation, molecular function: enoyl-CoA hydratase activity. The transcript has a single exon.